GGGGUGCGGGUCUAAUUUACUCCGGCGUGGGUUACAGAAACGGGCCUGGAAAGCCCAGCCCGUGAAUAAGCAGGGUCGUAACGCAUGUCGUUUUUUCUCUUUCCUCUUGUAAGCAGAAACAGCGAAUAGUAGAUGAUGACAAAAACCGAUAGAAGAAAUAGCCACCGUAACCGUAACUCUAACCGCAGUUUCUUCUAAUAUCUGGUUGUUACUCGCAACUCUGCACCACCACAAAAUUCCCCCAAUCGCCAUGGUGGAACCUAAACGGAUCUCCGUUUAUCACGCUCUCGGCGCCGGCUUAGUUGCUGAUGUGCUGCUAUGGAAGAAUUGGCGUGGAGGAGUUGCGGUGCUGAGUUCGGCAACCACAUUGUGGUAUCUGUUUGAGCGAGCCGGUUAUAACUUCUUGUCGUUUGUGGCUAAUGUGAUAUUGCUUCUAGUUGUGAUUCUGUUUUUAUGGGCUAAAGCUGCUAAUCUUCUUAAUAGACCGCUCCCUCCUCUGCCUGAUCUGGAGAUCUCGGAGGAAACUAUUGGGAAGUUUGCUGAUGCACUUCAAAUUUGGAUAAAUCGGGCUUUGUCUGUUGCACAUGAUAUAGCAAUUGAGAGGAAUUUGUUGCUUUGUCUACAGGUUGUUGGUGUAUUGUUGACGAUAUCUUAUCUUGGUAGUCUGUUUAACUUUCUGACUUUGAUCUAUAUAUGUGUUCUUCUUAGCUUGUCUCUUCCCGUGUUGUAUGACAAGUACCAAGAUCGAUGCGAUGAGAAGAUACACAUUGUACAUGGGGUUGUUCACCCACAUUAUCGAAGUUCACAGCAUUAUUUUGAGCAUUAUUCCAAAUCGUGCAAAAAAAGAAAAGAAGGUGCAGUAGAUGGUUAAUUGAAGUCUAGUUAGGAGCGUACAGAAUCUACAGAUGGAUGCUUAACAAAAAGUACUUGAUUAGAGUGAUAUGCUAAUUCUUCAGGAGCCAGAUUGAAGAAGAGCUUUGAUUUAGAUGAUUUUUCUGUUGUGAUUUUUCAGUGUACCCUAUUGGAAGAUGCUUUAUAUGAAUUUUGAUAAAUAGGUAUGUACCCUUGUUGAGCUUCACUUUGAAUUAGAUUACCAGAGGGGGAAAAAGGGAGGAAGUGAGAACUUGCGCAUCAGUUUGAUUUUUUAGGAUGGUAACAUCACAUGGUUUAUGACUACAAAUAGAUUUUGGAUGAGUUUGUUUUAUGAUGUAUUCCUGAAAGUGUUUAAUCAGUAAUUACCACGGUGUGUACUGCAAAACUUUUAACUUUUAAAAAUAAGCGAAAUAAAAAAUAUAUUGCCACCUUAGGUUA
Molecule: messenger RNA, 1311 nt
Organism: Lathyrus oleraceus (garden pea)
Lineage: Eukaryota; Viridiplantae; Streptophyta; Magnoliopsida; Fabales; Fabaceae
Product: reticulon-like protein B11
Biological process (GO): response to bacterium
Source: RefSeq, a predicted model, not a curated record